AUGACGUCCACACCCACCAACGCGAGAACCUCUAUAUUUUCUGCCAACACGGGCCUAGGAUUGAACAGCAAACUCACACCGUUAAAUACCCCAUUUCAGCGUGGGCCAAAAUCUCCUUAUAAAACACGCAGUCCGUACGAAUCCGGGCUUUCUCUGAAAAGAGUAAUUGGGACAACAGUCUCUUCACCGACUGCAUUCGAUACGUUACCGAACGAACCCAUAUUCGCCUACACAGCGGGUGCUGCUACUGUAGUUGUUAAUAUCGACGAUGCAUCCAACACGACUCAACGAUUCUUCCGAGCCAGACCUUCGGCGGUCGCUUCGCAAACCGUCAGUAGCUUUGCCGGAACACCAUCCACCCCCACCAACGUUGCAAAUGAUGGGAGGAAUAGAACAUUAGGAGGCCUGAGGGACGCUGGAAUUCCUUACUCGCCUUCUACCCCACAUUCUGGACUUGAGUAUCUCGCAGACUCGCCGAACGCAAAGUCUGGGACCGCGAGGGGUCGAAUCAAAGCUGCCACAUGUUUAUCUAUAAGCCGUGACGGAAAGCUGUUGGCGGUCGGCGAGACUGGCGUGGAACCCCGCGUACUUAUUUUUUCUCUUCAAAAUGGUUCUUCAGACAUUCCUUUAGCUAUAUUGAACGGACAUUGCUUUGGAGUUAGUGCCAUUGCUUUCAGCCCAGACGGCAGAUAUUUGGCCAGCUUAGGGUCACCUCAAGAUGGGUUUCUAUACGUGUGGUCUAUCAACCAAAGAACGGGAAGUGCAAAAUUACAUUCGAGUGGGAAAUGCAUUACGAAUAUCAGACAAAUGCUCUGGCUUGGGAACAGUGUGGUUACCAUUGGCACUCGGCAUGUCAAAGUAUGGAGGAUUGAGGAGCCUCGAAGCUCGUCCCCUACGAAGCCAAGAUUCGGGCUGGAUGGCACACCACAACCAACGCCCACACCACCGAUUGGUAUGGUUAAAACUCUUUCUGGAAGAAACGUUAUUCUCGGCCCACUUCUAGAAACGACCUUUACGACAAUUGCUGUAAUAUCUGAUUCGAAAGCGAUAAUAUGCUCCGACAGAGGUGACGUCUGCCUGCUCGACGAUAUGGAGGGUACGACGAUAGUAAAGGUAGCCUCAACAGGGUUUUCUAUAGCAUGUAUGGCUGUGGAUUCCCAGGAGCGUCUGGUGAGGAUAGGAGGGCAAAACGGGAGAUUCAAAACCUUAAAUUUGGAUCAAUUGUUGACACCAGCCAGCUCUCCAGAGUCACCUAUCGCAUUUGAGGAAGAUGGUGUGACGUCUGAUGAUGGACAUCUUCUUGCUAUGGGGUAUGCAUGUCGAAACCUCGUAACUAUCAAUUCAAAGCAAUUAAUUGAGAUAUCGAAAGCCACAUCUGAUCUGGUUGGACCACCAAAAGCAACCUGCACUCCAUUCCCCGCUCACGGGGAUGCUGUUUUAGGAGUACGAUUAUUGUCGCAACCCAACGAGAUGCAAGCGUCUUUCAUCACUUGGUCGGCAGAUGGUCUGAUCGUUUUCUGGGAUCUAGAUGGUAACUGCAAAGCGACGCUAAAGACGAACCUUGAACAGUCUGCUUCACAAGAAGAUAUUCAUAACCAGUGCCUCGUGGUGCGGGCCUCUGUCGGUGUAAAGUUUCUAGUCACUGGUGACAAGUUUGGUGUUCUACGAGUUAUUGACGUAACAAGUCAAAAUGUCACGUUCGAAGCAAGAGCGCACUCUUCCGACAUUCUUGACAUUGCGCUGCACGAAAAUGGAAACGAGGUGAUGCUAGCUACUUGCGGGAGGGAUAAGACCGUGCAGCUAUUUCGUUUGAUAUCUGGCCAGUGGACAUUGAUGCAAACACUAAAUGAACACACGGCGAGCGUGUCCAACAUACUCUUUACCCAAAAUGGAGAGAAGUUGAUAUCAUGUUCCGCAAACCGCGACAUACAGGUCCGACAAGUGUUGAAGAAGGAGGCACCACACGAGCACGAAGUGGCGGCCAUUCCAUUGAAGAUUAUUUCCCUCAAGAGCGCCCCAAAGUCCAUGACAGCAUGUGUUGGAGACCAAGCGGGUAAUCUGCUCGUUGCCCUAUCUGAUCGAAGUGUUGGGACAUACAACAUCACUAGCGGCAAGCUACUGAGCUCAUUUCGAGCUACUGACAGUGAAGGCAUAGAUAACGUUGUCUUAGGUGCUCUCGCAAUGGGCGCACCAAGCAUCGUUCCAGGUCACCCAACCAUUCUUGCUGGACUCUCUGAAACUGAUAAAUCGGUUCGGAUUUAUAACGCUGUGACGGGUGCUUUUCUUGACAAAGAGUGGGGGCACACUGCUGGAGUAGAGGAUGUUGUUCUGCUGGAAGGCCCUGGAACCGAUCAGAAAACUUUGGUCAGCACAGGAUCUGACGGUACAAUCAUGAUAUGGGAUCUGUCUGCCAACCCAGCGGAGCCACAAGAUUCUCCAGACAUUUCUAUUCUCACAGGUGAUCCAUCUACCCCAAGAGAUACUUCAGUGGCAAGGCCACCUCUUAGACGGGUGCUUUCAAGAGCUGAGAUGGCUGAGUUUCAACGGCCAACUCCAACUCCUACACCCACAGGUAACCGAUCUCCCCCACGGGUUUUGAGACGCAAAACAUCCCGAUAUGGCGGUCUCACCUCACAGUCACCCGCGUUGGCUCCGCCGCCUGUGUCUUUGGCCAACUCGAAGCAUUUUCCAUCAUCUUCUGACGACACCGCCGUUCGCCGAACCGGUCGCAAUCGCUCGCGGAGCCCACCAAGUCCUAAAGUGAAAGACAUGAGGAGGCCUUCUCUAGCAUCUCUUAACGAUUCCAAGGGUCGAGUCAGAGGGACUGGGAAUUUCAGCGAAUAUGGGACGCUUAACAUGUCUACAGAAUCCGCAUGUCGAACACUGCGAUCUUAUCGCAAAAAGUUGUUAUCCUCAGAACCUGUAAAGGACGAAUUAUUAAGGGAGCUCGAUCAGGAGCUACGACUGACGGUGAUAGCACUUGGAGAACGUAGUCUCAAGUCGAAGACGAUGAAUGAGGAAGUACUGAUGCGAGGCUUGCUCGACCAAUACUCGGAACGUCUCGUUUCGAUGUUUGACGAAAAGCUGAGGAUGACAAAAGCCGAAUCGAACGACGUAAUGGAAGAGGAACCGGGGCCGGAGCGACCGAAAACAGCUGGGAAUCCAAUUAUCAGCUCUGUAUAA
Glarea lozoyensis ATCC 20868 is the source of this 3183-nucleotide messenger RNA. RefSeq names its product WD40 repeat-like protein. The record is from RefSeq and is a predicted model, not a curated record. NCBI's taxonomy places the organism in Eukaryota, Fungi, Ascomycota, Leotiomycetes, Helotiales, Helotiaceae. Gene Ontology annotation, cellular component: mitotic spindle. Gene Ontology annotation, biological process: regulation of mitotic cell cycle; mitotic spindle organization. The transcript has 3 exons. Gene Ontology annotation, molecular function: protein binding. Bases 1 to 3183 code for a protein of 1060 amino acids.